This is a messenger RNA of Etheostoma spectabile (orangethroat darter), 5014 nucleotides long. RefSeq names its product neuronal pentraxin receptor a (gene nptxra). The record is from RefSeq and is a predicted model, not a curated record. The coding region runs from base 284 to 1918 and encodes 544 amino acids. Lineage: Eukaryota; Metazoa; Chordata; Actinopteri; Perciformes; Percidae. The transcript has 5 exons.
AGGAGGUGUUUCACAGACUCUCUGAUUAUGAUGUUUUGUGUUGACUCAAUUAUGGUGCGGAACUCUCAUUUUCUAAUCGCCUGUUUUUGUAGAAAAGAGAAAAAGUGAGGAGUUGCGGGGUUUUUUUUGCCAUCUUAGUUCAAAGAAAUGAAAACAAUUUGACACUCUUGUUCUGCAGCGUUUAGUUUUUUUCAGAGUGUUAUUGUUAUUAGAUCAUUUUUUUUAAUAAUCGAUCGCUGACGCCGCCACCCUGAAGUUCAUUGUUAUUAUCUUGGCCGCCGGGAUGGUGGCCUUCAUCGGAGCGGUUAUCUGCAUCAUCGCAGCCGUUCACACCGGGUCCUCCAGGGCUACCUUGGCAGAACAGACACCAGCCACGGGCAACCACUCGCUGUAUCCGGGCGCGGAUACUGCGGCGGGAUCCGUGGCCCGGGCCGGAUCUUUGGGCGCUCUCCAUGGUUCUGAAACACCCGAUUCAGAAGCACCGACCUUCAACAUGGGGCUCAGCGGGCUGGACGGUGUCACCGGACUCACCGGGCAUGACCCAACGGUCAGUCGACUCAUUUGCACGCCGAUCCCAGCCGGGGAAUGCAACACGAAAAACUUUCAGCAACAAGCAGAAGACCCGUCGCUGUACGCGGGGGAAGACUGGGGCUACCUCCGCACCACCGCGGAGGAGCUCCGGCAGACCGUCCUGCAACAAAAGGACCAGAUACUGACAGACCAGCGGACCAUCAGGGACCUGACGGGGAAACUAUCCGAGUGUGAGAAGGGGCUGGACGGUGGCAGCAGCCACGCGGACAGACGCGGGAGCGCUGCGGGGUUGUGGGGGGGCAAAGACUCGGCAGAGGAGACGCACCUGGAGCGGAUCAUGGUGCGGGACAGCCCGGACUCGACGCCUGAGAAUGUCCACCUGCUCACCGUUAGGGCUGUGGACGAACUGGAGCAGGCUAUCACUCAGCUCAAAGACCGCAUAGAGAAACUGGAGUCAGACAUUGGCCCAUUUCCUCACAACCAAACGGACAGCAACACAUCAGGAGCACCAGAGGAAGGCGGGAUGUCUGGGGGUCCGGAAAGGUUGACCGAUCCCGGACACAAAGCUGGUGAUGACAGGCCCUGGAGGAUGGAAGACUUUGCGGGAGAGCUGGAGAGGAAGGUGGAGCUGCUGGAGAAAGAGAGAAAAACCCUGAGGCUGGAAACGGAGAAGCACAGGCAAGGAAUUGACCAUGGCAUCAAUAAACUACACCAUCGAAUCUCAGAACUGGAGGAAGGUGUCUCCGGGCAUUCCUUCCCAGAGGGCUACCGGUUGUCUUUCCCAACUCGGACAAACUACAUGUACGCUGUUGUGAAACCCUCCAUCCCAGCGCUGCGGGCCUUCACCGCCUGCCUGUGGCUGCGGCCCGCAGAGGGAGGAAUCGGGACACCUCUGUCUUACGCUGUUCCAGAGCAACCCAACGAACUGGUGCUGCUGCAAGGCCUGCACACCCCCACUGAGCUGCUCAUCAAUGACAAGGUGGCGCAGUUGCCUCUAAACCUCUCCCGAGGCAGCUGGCAGCACAUCUGUGUGAGCUGGAGCCAGAAGGGAGGAGCUUGGCAGGCCUACCAGGGGGGAAAGCUGAGGGGCGAGGGUCACGCACUGGCAGCCGGACAUCACAUCAGACCUGGAGGAGUGCUCAUACUGGGGCAAGAGCAGGAUUCCCUGGGUGGAGGUUUUGACUCAUCCCAGGCCCUGGUUGGAGAACUGUCCCAGGUGGGUCUUUGGGACCGAGUCCUGUCUUCCAGCCAGGUCGCCAGCUUGGCCCGCUGUGGCAAAGUAAGCCAGGGCAGUGUGGCCCCCUGGACCGAGAACGGAGUUGAGGUUCACGGAGGAGCAACCAAGGACCCGGGGGAGCCUUGUAGUAAACACAACAGGAAUUCUUGAUAUCCGAUUGGGGGAAGGGGAAGUAAAAGAAAGCAGGGCAAAGGGAGGGGUAAAAUUCUAGCUCUUUCAAGAAGGUAGGAUUCUGCCCAUUAUUAACACCGCUACAGGGUUUUCUAAACAACUCUAUAUGACAUGGACUGACAAGUACAUACAAAAACUGGAAAAUGAAUGGCAAUGUUAUGUAUCUAUAUGAGAUGAGUCAAGGCUUUACCAUUACUUCACCACUCUUCUAGCAACCACGGACGAUGCCAUCAUGGAGGUCCACUGGAAAAUUGAGCAAUACAAGAUGAGAUUCCCCAUAACUAUAGCUGUAGUAGGCUCACAUACUUAAAAGUAAAUUUGAUUCCAGCCACAUUAAACUGUAAUUCGUCCUCUGUGCUUUGUUUGCAAACCAGCUAGCAGUCAAACUAGUGAAAGCAAGUUAAAAUGUGAAUAAUAGCAAACAAUUUAACCUCCUGCUAGUUAACUAGUGGGCAAAUGUGUCAGAGCAAUACCACUCUCAUGUCUGCACAGUAAGUAUGAAGCUACCGUCAGCGGGCAGCUAACUUUACUUAGCAUAAAACUAAAAACAUGGGGGAAACGGCUAGCAAGACUCUGUCCAAAGUUAACAAAAUCCUGCAAGUAACAACUUACACUCAUAAUUAACAAAUUUACCCACAGCUUGUUUGUCUAAUCCAUACAACAAAUGUGUUUGUUUUUUACGGAUUACACAAAUAUAUAAUAUAGAUAUAAUAAGAUGCUAUUAUCAUAGAUAGAUUAUCCUUCCCGUCCAGAUUCAAUGCUACCACAUCUUUAAAUUACUAUUAGAAUUAAUCAAUUGGUGCCUUAUCCCGGUUUAAAUUUAGCUAACGGUAAAGACGGCUAAAAGCAAAGGGGGGCACCUGUAAUGCUAACGGAUGUGUAACGUUACAAAUGGCCACUGUUCUGACUCUGGUGCCUGGGUCUGUUCCCAGAAGGUUCAGUAAACUGUCUUUAGCGUCCUCAGCACCGGAUUUAAGUGCUGACCGGACAGCCUGGCUGCUAGCUGGCUGGGGGCUGUAAUGAUAGUGGAUGGUUGCUAGCUGGCUGGGGGCUGACUGUGGCUGUGUCCCCGGGCCGGGGCUGUAAUAAUAGUGGAUGGCUGCUAGCUGGUCCGGGGCUGACUGUGGAUGUCCCAGGUGCAGGGCUGCUGUCAACUCUCAUCCCUACUGAAGCUUUGCAGAGUCUGGAGAGUGAGCCAGUGUGAUACAAACCGAAUCCUAGGUUUCUACUAUUAUAUAAUUUUAUCUUGUUAAAAGAACAUCUGUAUAUCUGAUCUGAUAUACACGUUCUUUCAUAAGCUUUAGAGGUGCUGGUAGGCAAAAUGUGUUCUCUUUGGACAAAGCUAGGCUAGCUUUUAUCCACAUGUGACCAGUCUUUAUGCUAAGCUAAGUUAGCCAUCUGCUGGUAGUACUUGUAGCUAUUAUGUACAUUAUGCAUGUGUCAAUCGUCUUGUCAAAUUCUCAGCAACAAAGCUAACAAGUGUAUUUGCCAAAAUGUUGAACUUGUCUUUUCUGAUCAGAUUAGUGGAGAUGUUGUCAUUUAACAGUUAAAACUGGGCAGAAAUAACCCCAGCCUAUUUCUUCUGUUGAGACAGCUGAGCAGGGAGAAAUGCAGUGAGUUGUUCACAGCUGCUGUAGACCUGACCUCCACUACGGCUGCUGGAAUUUGUGUAAAGCCAGCUGAAAUCCCUCCACGAGUGAAGCCAGGUUGGAGUAGAGUUAUUUCUGUGGUUAGGUCUGCGACAGCUUUAGAGUCAGGAGUCAAGGUAAGGUGAGUUGGAAAAGAAAAAAAAAGUGUUGGACAAUGUUGGGGGAAUGUUAAUUAGUAGAUGGCAGUAAGGGGUAGAUGAUGAAAGAAGAAGUAAAAAGAAAAAAAAUAGAUAGAUUGGGCACUUUUAAGGAGUGAUGCUACAUUGUUUUCACCUCUGCAUGAUGUAUUCAUACACCUGUCAUGUCUUGCCGCUGCGCUGCACUGUGCAGGUCACACGCUGCCUCCUGCAUCCACCGCUGGUAUAGAUGGCUUUGAUUGUCUUUGUAUUUGUCUAUUAAGGCCUGAGAAUCUCGAAAGACUGAACAAAUCCAAAAUAAGGCUUAUUAACAUAAGGAAAUCACCACCACAAGCAGAAUCUUACUCCUUUUUUGGGGGCAUUUUACACAUUUUAUAAAAAGCCUUGUCCUAUUUAUGUCAUUCUGUGCAAAUAUAGAAGGUUCAAAGUAUGUGCUCCGAUCAAGGAAACGUGUCUCAGAUGACAUCUUUUGGCUCCAUCUUGUAGGACACUUUAUGUUCUUUAAAUUCGUGGUCUUGGAUGCAACCUUCAAACACACAUAACAUUUUUUAUUUUUAAAUAUAAACAAUGUCAUUUUUACAUUUUGAGAUAUUGACUGUUUCUUCUUUGCAAUUUUAUACAUGCAACCACUCAGUCGUGUGGUUUGAUAAUUGUACAACCUGCAACCUCCAACUCUUCCUUCCUUCCUACAUUCCAUGCAUGAGUCGUACUGUAUGUUUGUUACAAGCGUCAGUUCAUCCGCUAUAUGUUUCUGAAGAUCCAUCUUUGAUCACGUUUGUACUCCGAAAACAUUUUAAUGAUUAUUUCCCACUGUUUGUGUGAGGCGUGAUGUUAGACACAGACUGUUCAUUUCACACUUUCUAAAACACUGGCUCCCUAACAUAAAAAAACUGAUCCUUAGUGGAAAGUGCCUGUCAGGGUGUUUACCCAUGUAAAGAAAAUCACCUAAUUUAUUAUCCUGAAGGAAAAGAAAUUCACACUGCGAGAUAUUUUUGAACUAAUCGCGCAUCAGUGUUUCAGAGAACUCCCUUAUGGAUUUUUUAAGAUUGAAGAGGUUUGAUGAAAAACUUUGAAACUACAGUGCCGCCAAACGGAUGCAAAAUUGGGUCAAAAUCAUCUUGCUGUGUCUAAUAGUGUCUUUGAUGAUGCCCUUUCAGUCUGCAGCGUUAUUUAAAAUAUUAUGCCUGUCUGUUCAGCUGAUGUCCAAGCUUUUUUUUGGGGGGGGCUUUUUGAUGUGGUGUGGCAUUAUUCUGUUUACAUUUACUGGAAUUAAAAGCUUUUAAACUCCA